UCGGUGCCAUUGGUGGCACACAGAAAUAAUAGGAUGGGAGGGAAGCUGUUUGAAAGAAAGAAAAUGGACUGGGGUACCCUCAUUGAGCUGGGAGGGGUCUCAAUUGCUAUUUGUUUCUGAGCAGCUGCUGGUAUGUCAGAGGGUUGGAAUUGGCAUGGUAAAUCUAAAACGGUCUCAGUGGUUAGCUGACCUCACCCUAGUUCCAAGCCCUACUCUGCCUGAUCCUUUUCUUGAGCCUCAGAGCUAAAAUGCUCCUGAGCUUUUUCCUAUUGGCUGGGAAGACCAGUUGAAGUUCCCUUGCCCAUGUUAGGAGGUGUACGCCUCCCGAACUAAAGAUAGACACAGCUGGCCCUUCCAGGCAGCUAAAAGCUUCCAGACUAAGAGGUGUUCCCCACUCGGCAGCCAGACUCCUUGAAAUACCCUUUUGGUAAUUUAUCAACGCCUCCAUGUCUCUGCUGUGCCAUAACAAAGGCUGUGGGCAGCACUUCGACCCCAGUACCAACUUUCCUGAUUCCUGUUGCCAUCACCCUGGGAUCCCAAUCUUCCACGAUGCACUUAAGGGUUGGUCCUGCUGCCGGAAGCGAACUGUAGAUUUCUCUGAGUUCUUAAACAUCAAGGGCUGUACUGUUGGACCACACUGUGCUGAGAAGCCCCCCGAAGCCCCUCAACCUGAGGGCCCUGGCACAAGCAGUUCACUUCAGGAGCAAACACUGACUGCGAUUCCCAAGUCAGCAGAGGCUUUGCUCCGAGAGAGGCCCAAGUCAGAGUUGCCUCCAAAGCUGCUUCCACUAAAUAUAUCCCAAGCCCUGGAAAUGGCAUUGGAACAGAAGGAAUUAGACCAUGAAUCCGGAGCAGGAAUUGACAGUAGUCUGAUCCGGACUGGUUCCAGCUGCCAGAACCCAGGAUGUGAUGCUGUUUACCAAGGCCCCGAGAGUGAUGCUACUCCAUGUACCUACCACCCAGGAGCACCUCGAUUCCAUGAGGGGAUGAAGUCUUGGAGCUGUUGCGGCAUCCAGACCCUGGAUUUUGGGGCAUUCCUGGCACAGCCAGGAUGCAGAGUUGGUAGGCAUGACUGGGGAAAGCAGCUACCAGCAUCUUGCCGUCACGACUGGCACCAGACAGAUUCCUUAGUAGUGGUGACUGUGUAUGGCCAGAUUCCACUUCCUGCAUUCAACUGGGUGAAGGCCAGUCAAACUGAGCUUCAUGUCCACAUUGUCUUUGAUGGUAACCGUGUAUUCCAAGCCCAGAUGAAGCUCUGGGGGCUUCCAUGGGUCUUGUCCAUUCUCUGCUGUACCUGAUGUCUUGGAUCCUGGAACUUUCCGUAGUUUUACUGGUAAAAUGGCUCCUUCUCAUCUGUGUCCUUCUCUGCACUAGACCGAAAUUUCUUCCCAGACACUAUUUCAGCUACCAUUUCUCAAAUGGCUUUCCUACUACUAGAGAACCCUUGGAACUUCUUGUCCUUUGGAGUUUGUAUGUAUUUUAUAUAUUAUUUUAGUGUACCUUUACAAGUGUCUCAGAAGGGAAUUGAAAUGUUAUAUUUGUCAUAUAUGUAAUUCCCAUAUGUAACUGCCUCUCUAUUCAAUUCCGUUGAUCUGUUUGUCUAUUCUUGAACCAUAUUACAGCUUUAUAUAAUAAUUUGAUACCUGGUAGGUAAGUCUUCCCUUGUUAACCCCUCUUAAAAGUUUCUUGGCUCUUUUUGCAUAUUCUUCCAGUUUGAAUUCAGAACCAACUUGCUAAGUGUUUCCACCCUAUCCCCCCAAAUCCCGAUGGGAUUGUUAUGGAAAUUUAGUUACUUGAAAUUUUUUUAAUUAUGAAACUUCUCCUUCAGGAAUAUUGUACAUCUAUCCAUUUGUCAUAUUUUCAUAGUUGUAGACUUCAGUAAUAUUUUUUAAAGAUCUUAUUUAUUUAUUUUUAGAGAGAGGGGAAGGGAGGGAGAAAGAG
Messenger RNA from Phyllostomus discolor (pale spear-nosed bat), 1941 nucleotides. It is a transcript of the gene ITGB1BP2, whose product is annotated as integrin subunit beta 1 binding protein 2. Bases 447 to 1298 code for a protein of 283 amino acids. Lineage: Eukaryota; Metazoa; Chordata; Mammalia; Chiroptera; Phyllostomidae. The transcript has 11 exons. The record is from RefSeq and is a predicted model, not a curated record.